Messenger RNA from Octopus sinensis (East Asian common octopus), 1663 nucleotides. RefSeq names its product tripartite motif-containing protein 3-like. The transcript has 6 exons. The record is from RefSeq and is a predicted model, not a curated record. Bases 221 to 679 code for a protein of 152 amino acids. NCBI's taxonomy places the organism in Eukaryota, Metazoa, Mollusca, Cephalopoda, Octopoda, Octopodidae.
GGAAGACAUUUUUGUUGUCAUUUCGUAUAAAAAAAACAUUCUUCGUGUUUCCAAGAGAAUCGCUUCCGGACGGAUUCGACAAGGAAAGGAAAGGUUUUUUUUGGAGGACGGAACUUGCUUGGAAUAUAUCGUUUUUCAUAAGUAUUCUUUGCACACACACACACCGCCCCACCACUGCGUUGCUCUGAGGUGUUUUAUUUCGAAAAGAGUCUUCGACACAAUGGAACCGUCGCCGCCGCCGGACAAGAACUGCAACGAACAACGAUUCUGUUGCAUGGUAUGUUUGUGUCCAAGACUUAGGAUGGUCUAUGGGAAAUGUCAGCACAAAUUUUGUGUGGAUUGUCUUUAUAAUAAUAAAGAUAAUAGUCUUCGAAUUAUGUCCUGUCCACUAUGUAACCAAACUGGCCAGUUCCCAGAAAAAAAACCCGUUAUCCCUGAUGAUAAUAUUGAAAUCCAAAAGUGUCUUGGGAUUGUGGAAUGUCCAAAUGAAGGCUGUAAUUAUGAAAUGUGGAGCUGGGAUCAAGAACAACACUUCAAUGAGUGUCCCAACCGAAAAUCCCCUGCCACAAAGAAGAAAACAUCAACAUACAAAAACUCCAUAAUUUCACGGCCAUACUUUUUUCGAAAAUCAAAAAAGAAAUAUUGUUCUUACUUUCUGAGACUUUCCUCAAAACAUUGAUGAAGGCUUUUCAGACACAAAUAAAGAAAUCUGUGAUAUUUUCAAAUGUUUCUAGCUUCUGUUGUAUGGUUACUUACCAAAAUCUACUAAGUACCAUCAUCAUUACCAUCCUGUUUUGCUGUUUUCUAACAAAGUAAUAACGUUUCAAAUGUAAAGUUUCUUCUCUUUAUUAUUAUUUGUAUUUUUUUUUUCUUUACCCCUAACCCUGUAUGUUUCCCCUUUGAAAUUUUUUUUACUGUUUACAGUGAAGCUACAGUUUUUGUAUGUUUGCUUCACUUUGACAAACAGACAAAUUCUGGAUUAGUUGCACAGAAGUUUGAAAAUCCUGCCAUACAAUGUGUAAUUAGUUUACCUGCAGUUUGAUUUAAAACAUUGCUCAUGGGUACCAAGACCCAGGGCUAAACUUUCGUUGAGCAGAAUCUGUGGUUUGCUGCUCUUGCGAGAAAAUCUUGUGUAUUACUACUCGCCUUUUCUUUUUCGCAACCUAAAACCUUUUUGUCUUGUCGAGAGAAACCAGAAUGUUGUCCAGCACAACGAAUCUAGUCAGUCGACCUGUGUGGCUCAACCUGGUCAUCUCAGAUGUCCUGCAUUCUUUAGGUGUUGAAACAGCAGUAUUUUUAUGUGUCAAUGUUAUGUUCUGUUUAAACUGGCCGAAACAUUCUGCCUGUUUUCUUGUCAAACUGACCAGAUCAGGCUUCUUACACCAACCCUACAAUAUAAUUCUUACUUUAUCCAAAUCUCAUAGCUACAAGAUAAUUCAUGGUUGAACCAUGAUGCACGAAUCACAUCUCAGCUGCUUUCUCUUUUGUGUUGCACUGGCCAUCAAGCUUUCUGCACAGAUUUAAGGAGUCACUGUUAUACCUCAGAAAGGCAAGCAGAAAUCCUGGAUUAUUCAGAUAAUCACUAAAAUAUGGUGAGUCUAAUUAAUGGUGGUCUGUGUUGGUAAUCGUCAUUUUAAUGAAACAAAAAUGAGUCUUCAAAAUU